Messenger RNA from Venustampulla echinocandica, 3465 nucleotides. RefSeq lists its product as uncharacterized. Bases 1 to 3465 code for a protein of 1154 amino acids. Gene Ontology annotation, cellular component: cohesin complex; nucleus; chromatin. The transcript has 3 exons. Gene Ontology annotation, molecular function: chromatin binding. The record is from RefSeq and is a predicted model, not a curated record. Lineage: Eukaryota; Fungi; Ascomycota; Leotiomycetes; Helotiales; Pleuroascaceae. Gene Ontology annotation, biological process: sister chromatid cohesion.
AUGACUACGCGCAGACCGCCGCUAAUGGACAUUUCCAACAACGACGUUGCAAGCUCUCCCGCCGAAACUGGCGGCCGGCGCAAAUCUGGACGCGCCGUGAGAGCUCCCGAGAAGUUCGUACCUAAUGCGCCUUCACAAGUUGGACGCGCAAAGCGCAAGAGAGGAGGAGACGAUGUCGAGAACGAUGCGUCGGAUAUUGAAGACGAAGAAGAUACCAGCAGCGAUGAUACUGUCGAGAGUUCCGGAGAGGAGGAGGUGAGGGAAGUUCGGAGAAAGGCAAAGCAGAGCAGGACAACAAAAAAGCCGGCAGCGAAAAAGCCAAAAGUUAAUGGGACGGUUGAGCAUGAAGCGGCACCUAUUGUGAAGCUACCAAAUCGACCGAAGAAGGCCAAGAAGGUGUUGAUUACGGACGACGAUGCAGAAGGACUCUAUGUCGAAGUCUUUGCCAGCGGAGAUUCUCUUGAGGAUGUUUCCUUGACUUGGCUGAAUAGAUACCAGACCAACAAGGUAGCUACACUAACUGAGCUAAUUAAUUUCGUGUUGAAAUGCACUGGUUGCAAUGUACCGAUCACAGAAGACGACAUUGAGGACCCAGAUAAUGUUGAAGGAAGACUCGCCGAUGUACAACAAGAAUAUCAAGCGCAAAAUAUCACCGACUAUCCAUUGAUAUCCAAAGGCAAAUACACACACACCUUUCGCACAUCUCUUACGGGAUUUUUUGAGGAGCUGAUAAAGGCAAUGCACGAGUCUGGCGUCCUCUAUGAGGAGCCUACCCUUAUAGAGAUGAUUCAUCUUUGGCUUGCCAGCAUGUCUUCCUCUACUUCUCGCCCGUUUCGUCAUACCUCUACACUGGCAGCAUUGACUGUAGCCAGCGCACUGUGUGCUGUCGCAAGUAAAGAAAUUGAACAUGCCGCAAAUACCCUACGUCAGCUCGAAGGCGAGCAGAAAAAGAAAGGCGCAAACAAAGCUCGGCUUGCAGACUUCCAAAAUAAAGUUGCAAUUAAUGAGCAGCAUAAGGAAUUCGUCGAGAACUUGAUCAAGGAUUAUUUCGAUACUGUAUAUGUACAUCGAUACCGGGAUGUUGACCCCAAAAUUCGAACAGAAUGCGUCGAGGCCCUUGGAAACUGGAUACUGACGCUGCCGAGCUUCUUCUUAGAAGGACAAUACCUACGUUAUAUGGGUUGGAUGCUCUCCGAUACGCAUGCAGCUAUGCGUCACGAAGUCCUCAAACAACUCGAGAAGAUCAUGAAAGACCCAAACAGUAUUGGGGGGAUGCAUCACUUUAUUGAACGGUUCCGGCCGCGCAUGGUCGAAAUGGCAUCCCGCGACUCCGAGCCUUCAGUUCGAGCAGCGGCAGUGGCUCUGUUAGAUCUCAUACGGGAAGCAGGAAUGCUGGAACCUGAUGAUAUUGACGUGAUCGGCAAGCUCAUAUUCGACUCGGAACCAAAAGUCCGCAAAGCCCUCGUUGGAUUCUUCGCUGAGAAUAUCAAUGACUUGUAUGAGUCGAAGGUGGACGAACUGGGUGCUGAAGAAGUCAUUGAAGAAUACUUGACAGUAGAGGAUGAGGAUAAUUUUGAUACACCUCGUGAAGAUUGGAUUCGUCUCAAGUGCCUUUCAGAAAUUCUGCUUAGCUAUGAUGAUCAGGAUCAGGAAGAUAUGCCCAGCCAAAUUGACGCAGCCGGAUUCUUGAACGUUUCGGGUUCAGAAUCCAGAUUUACUCUAGCUGCGCAAGCACUUCACGACAAAGUCCCACUUCUCAGAGAAUGGGAGGUGCUUGCUGGGUAUUUGCUUUUCGACCACUCUUCAAAGUCGAGUGCGGAUGAAACCGAGCGUGCACUGAAGGACUCAUUCAAACCAAAUGAAAAGGAGGAACUAGUUCUACUGGAAAUUCUGAACGCCAUUGUCAAAUUAAGUCUUACGCAAACGGACGACUCUGAUAGAAACCGGGACAAGGGUAAAAAGAAGCAUGCCAGAAUGGAGACCUCGGAAGCUAGAGAGACUACCGCGCGUCGAUUGGCAGAGGUGAUACCAAGACUGCUCAAGAAAUUUGGAGCAGACCCAAAGACAGCAACAGCUGUGUUGCGGCUAGAGCACGUCCUAAAUCUCGGCGUUUUCCAGGAUUUGCGUCAGGGCUCUACGGCCUAUGCAACACUUCUAGAUGAGAUCAGCAGACAAUUCAGUGGCCACGCGGAUAAAGCUGUCCUCAGUGAAGCAGGAGCCGCAUUGCUUCAUGCCCGUAGCUUCGAGGAAUUAGAGGAAGUUACUGAGUCAAGGAUUCAAGCUCUCUGGGAGAACACGAUAAAUAUGCUUCGGAAGAUCGCCAAAACUGGAGAAGUUUCUAUUCGAGGUGGUCUCCGGCCUAAGAUUCUGACAGACCACUCACAUAAUCUUGCAAGACUAAAGCAGCUGUCAAGCAUAUCCAGCUGUGUGGAGCCUUUAGAAAUAGCGUCUCGCGGGUCUGACCCUCUUCCGAUCCAAACCCUCCUGGAUAUUGUUGCAAGGGGUACUUUUGAGGAAGGCGCUGACGAAAAUCUUGAUGCUUUGGAAGAUGAAGUUGUAAUAUCCGCCAUACAUUCGUCAUUAUUCUAUUUUAUGUGGAAAAUUCGGGCCGUAAUGGAAUGUGUCUCAUCUCAGGAGGAAAUCAAUGAACUAGAGGUCGACAACAUUAAGGAACGGCAGAGUACGUUCACCACCAACCUGAUCGCGUCGUUUUCUUCCCGCUCGACGCUCGACCCUGUGCGCCUUCUUGGUGCGGAGGCUCUUCUCGACACCUAUGUCCUCUUUGCCACCUUGAAACCUAUGACCUCGAAUCAGGGAAGCGCGUACCUCCAAACACUCGCCAACGAGAUUGCUCCUGAAGUCCAGCAAGAACUGACAUCGAUAUUUGAUGGCCUAGAGAAACAGUACGCCAAGCGGUCCAAAAAGAAACUUGCAGAACCUACUGAGGAUGAGGAGCCAGAGGACCUAGACUCGGAACCAGAAGAUGAAGAUAACGAAGACGCAACAGAUAAUGAGCGGCAGAGUGAUGCACUCAAAGCUGAAAAGCAACUCUGUGAUUUCACUGGCAAACUUAUACUUGCCAUUCUUGCCGGGGUAAUUGAUAUGUCUGGUCCUUUCAAGGGGAAACUUCGCUCACGCAUCUUGAGAAAUCGUCUAAAGCUUGGCCCAAAUUUCAGAGAAGUUUUGGCAUGUUUAGAUGAUCAGAAACUAAAGGGCAAGAAGAGCCAUAAGAGUAAGGCCGAGCAAGCUGCUGUUGCUGCCAAGAAACCGGAGAAGAGCGCGGAACGUGUUGUGGAGGAUGACGAGGAUGAAGACGAUCCCUUUUCCGAUGUUGAGCCUGAGGAGGGUACGGCAGAAGACCUAAGGAGAAGGGAGCUCUUGGACGACGAACCUCCAGAUAGCGGUGAAGAGAAUGAGGAUGCAGUAGCGGAGCCCGAAGAAGACGACGAUAUCAUGGGCGAAUGA